Molecule: messenger RNA, 5502 nt
Organism: Thermothielavioides terrestris NRRL 8126
Lineage: Eukaryota; Fungi; Ascomycota; Sordariomycetes; Sordariales; Chaetomiaceae
Exons: 3
Coding region: 1-5502 (1833 amino acids)
Biological process (GO): RNA export from nucleus; protein import into nucleus
Cellular component (GO): nuclear pore inner ring
Molecular function (GO): structural constituent of nuclear pore
Source: RefSeq, a predicted model, not a curated record
AUGGCUACCCUGACCGAUAGAACGUAUUUGCCGCCGCUCGAGGAGUGCUUGAGCGGCAGGGAGAUCAUCCUGUCAUGGAGGCUUGUCGCAUCUGCGCUCGAGGAUCGGUCUUGCGACCGACUUACUAGCGCCGCCGUGUCGGCCUUCCUCCGAGACGGCUUCGUCCACCAGUUGCUCAGGGAGCCCGCCCUGACCUUCGCGCCCCCGACGAACCAGUCGAAACUCGACUUUGAGACCAAGACCGGCGCUAUCAACAUCGUGCCGUCCCCGAGCGACCCCUACAACCUCGAUACCCUGAAGGACGACGCGCGCUGGUUGAGCAAGAACGCCCACAUCAACGAGCUUGCCGCCCUCCGCAUCGUGCUGGUCGAGUACCAGUCCCGUGCUCUCAGUCACCUCACGGGGCCGCUUUCGACCCAGGAUGUCACCAACAUCCAAGAAGCAGCGGGCGUGGGCGAUGCCCAGGCCUCUGCCAUCCUUGCGCUGCUGAACGUGACCGCGGUGGUCGAUGCCGAGGCGACAUGGGCCGACUUUGAGAGCGACAUCCGGCGCCGCCAGCGUCUCCUAGCGACUUACCUGUCCGAGCGCCGGUCCUUCCUGGGUGCCGUCGACGCGCUCCUCACCUUCCUGAUAUACUCGCGGUCGUCAGCCGCUCCGCCGGAAUUGGAUCGCCUGCGCCGAGCCGUCGUCGUGGAAGCUUUUGGCUUUGACGAGGAUGCCGCGAAGCCCGACACGUCUCGCCUUGACGCCCUGGCACCCACAUACAUACGCGUCCUCGACGACUGCGUCAAGCGGACUCAGGCCGCCCCGGAAUCCCUGGACAAGGAGAUGCUGACAGACGCCUUCGAGGUCGACUGGAUCAGGACGGCGCUCACCGAGGCAAUCCACGCCAUGUCAUUGGUGUUCCAGAUCUUGGAUCUGAAGCAUCCGACCUUUGCUCCCCCUGAGCUCGUGGUCCAGUGGUUUGCCCUUAUGGACGAAUGCGAAUUCUUCGAGUCGGUUUUCGCAGGACACGAGCUGAUUGCUGAGCUCAUCUUGCCGCUCCGGAGCCUGGUUGCCGUCGUCUCCUUGAAGUUCCUCAACAUCGACAGGGCACUCGCCCACCUGGACCAAGACGUCGACCUGCUUGAGACCGAAGAUCCCUACCUGGCUUCCUCCGACGCCCUCACAGCAAUCCACUCGACGAUCGCCGCUGCGGCCGGUGCCGGCCUGCUGACAACGCUGCCUGUGGUGUUUGCUUGGUCUCUCAUCCUGCACCAGAUGCACCUCGGGUACCAGGAGCGGGCCGAACGGCGCGACCUACUACAAAACCAGCGGGCGCAAGCCGGGUUUGAACUCGAAUACGAACCCGCCAGCCGCCAGAGGAGGAACUCGGCUGGGAGCAUCGUCUCCAUCGAAGCCUGUUCCUACGACCUUUUCCUUGCGUCCCAGCAGCUCGAGCGGAACAUUGAGCCAGCCGAGAACAUGGCCAAGGUAGCCACCGCUCGGGGCCAAGUCUACGAUCUGAUGGCUGAGAUGGCCUUAUGUUUGGGAAGCGGCCAGCUAGCAGCAUUCCGGACAGUUCUGGGCGCCCGCGCGCGCCUGGCCUUCCAAGACCUUCUGAGACGGAGUUCCCAUUACGUGGGUUACCAGGCGGAACCCGUCUCUUGUCUCCUCUCCACCCUCUCGGGCGGUGCCCAAUACUGGGACAUCUCUCUCGACACCCCAUCCGACGCCUCUACCCUCGCCGUCUACACUCGCAUGCUGAAGGACGACGCGCUCAACGUACAAUACACAUCUCAGUCACAAAACCGCUUCCCCUACGAAUUCCUCCCCUUUGCCUCCCUCUGUCGCAUCUUAACAGCCGCUUUGGUCGCGGACGAGGAGAACUCCGAGACCCUCAUGGCGCUGCUGCUCAGGACCCCAAGCCUCACCGUCAAUUGGGACCCACGGUGGGAUACGUCAUACGAACUGGUCUUUGAGGAGGAAAAUACCAACUCGUUCCGUCUGACGCGAGACAUCGACUUGUUCGACUCAACAUUGAAAUUCAACAGGCACUUAUCUCCCGAGGAGAAAUGCACAAUACCGCGUGGGACAUUUGGGCGCUUCGUGACCGAUGUUGGGAGAGUCGCCAAGCUGGAAUUCGAGCAUUCCGUCCUGGCCCUCUUUGGCAAGCGCCUCGAGGCGAAUCUCAUGGCGGGCGCCUACGAGACCGGGCUGGGUUUUCUGACGGUCGACGAGCUAGUUGAGGGCAUCUCGCUCUUAGCGACGGUUCUGCGAGCUGAAGCCUUGAGAUCGUCAAAGGCUGAUUCCGACAGGGGCCUGAAGAUACUGGCCGAGGCCAGCCGCUUGCUCCCGCGGGGCAAGGACAUCAUCAGCAUCGUUUGCGACGCGAUCGAUAGCCUGGUCGAGGAGGAACUCGUGGACCUCGACAGUUCCAAGAUUGCCGCUCUCACAUCCUGCCUCCAGUUUCUGCACGCAGCCGUUCCUGUCUGCCCUGGCCGGGUGUGGUCCUACAUGGCACGGUGUGCGCUCAUCAACAGCGACACCCGAUCUGGGCGCCUGCCCAGGAUUACAGCCAAUCUCGACGUGUUCGCCGAGAGGUUUGACCUGCUGCUGUCCGCGGUCAAGCUGUUCUCUAGCCUGAUUGACAGCGCCAUGACGAGCACCGUGCAGCGAAGGACCGGGCUGAGCCUGAGCAGCCGCUCACAUGGGGAGGAGAACCCUUGGAUCGGGGCCUCGGACAAGAUCCUGUCGCGCGUCUCCCUCUCCAUAGCGCAAACCGCCCUUGACGUCUUUGAGAAUUCCGCCACAUGGAGGUUCCCCUCGGAAGUCGACCGCAGCGUCCUGGUUCAAGAUGUCGUUGGCAUCAUGCACAAGCUAGUAUCCUACACCCAUAGCGUCGGGUCAGCUGACGCGCCGAAGAGCUUGACCAGCUCGCUCGCACCUGCAGCUGGGUAUGUCGUGGAGAGCUUCCUUUCCAGCUCGUCGAGCUCGCUACGCUUCCAACCUCUUCUUGCCACUCUCCUCGCCGCCUUCCAGCUCCCGGACUCGACACUCUACCAGCGGCGGGCUCGGAUCGUGUCGGAGAGGCUCACGACGGUUCUCGACUUCGCCACCAUUCUCUUGCGGGUGGCCGACUACUUGGGUCAGGCCUCCGGUGCCAUCCAGACCCAGCUCUUUAAGUCGGCGUCGUUGAUUGCCCGGCUACCAGCCAUCAGACAUUCCUUCCGGAUGCCAGCCAUUUCCCUCCUGAGCGCGCUUGUGGAGAGCGCAGGGAAGGCUAGCGGCGAGCCGCCAUCCCUGCUGGGGUACUUGGGGCCGCAGAUAUCCCGUUCUUUUAUUCAGAUUGCCUCGCAGCUGGACAAGCCCUUCAACAGGACUGCCGAGGUCGUGAGCACCUGGAAGUUCUUCUCGACGAUCCUCCGGAACCGCCAGCAGUGGAUGGCUAAUUGCUUGCUUACCGGCAAGACUCCGCGGGAGGCACUGAAGGGGGACGCAAAAAUCUCGCAGCUCUCUGCGGGCUCUGUGCUGUCAACGGCGCUGGAGAGGCUGAGCGUAAUCAGCAAGAUUCCGAGCCAAGAAAGCCUCGCUGUCCUCGACUUCUUCACAUCGGCACAGAACUACUGGCCGUGGACCAUCUUUGCCAUGCAGAAAGACCGGGCUUUCCUCCAGGAUUUGCGCUCCUACGUUCGCCAGCUCAAAGCGCCGGCGGUGAUGGCAAAAGCAGACCCCGCCGAGGCCUGCUAUCAAGCGCGGAUAGCAGCCUACAUUGCCGAGACGUUCGCCAUGCAGCUCUACCAUCUGCGUCAGAUGCGCCAGGAGCAGGCCUUCGCCGCGGAAGUGGUGAACGACCUCGACUACUUCCUCCGCGACGGCGUCCAGGUGGCGGAUUACAACGCGUCCUUGCACGUCAACUUCGCGAGGAAUUUCGCCAAGCGGUACCCGGGAUGUGCGAUUGACGACUUCAAGAGAACCCUGCUCGUGCCGCGGGAUCUGGGGUCCCAAUACUACUAUGCGCUCGACGUUGCGGAAGCCAUGCUCGGCUACGAUGCUGGCUGGGCUGGGUCAAAGCAGAACGGCUUCCGGCGGGAGAUGGAGACUGCGAACCUGAACCUCUCCCUCGUGGAAGCGGAAGUGGCGUUGUUCCAUGCGUGGGAGUAUUUGCUCCUUGAGCUCAGUAUCUGCCUGCUGCCGAAGAAGAACCACGCGGUCGCCAGGCAGAUGCUACAGGUCGUCGAGCAGUGCUUGGAGUCGAACCAGCGACCGCAACCGCCGGAGAACAUCUUCGUGGUGCUGGCGCACUCGCGGGCCAACCUGGCCCUGACGCUGCUGCAGCGGCUCGCCGACUGCUCGCUCCUGCCAAAAGACAUCACACAGCUCCUCUCCCUUGUCGCCGCCACCAUCAACGGAGUCGAGGACCCAUGGAGCAAAGCGCAGAUUUCCUACUUCCGCACCCUCCUCAAAAUCCUCUUCGUCACCCUGCGCGGGACCAAGCACUCGUCCAACGCGCCCCCGCAAAAGACGGCGGCCGAGAGCCCCGUCGCCGUGUCCCAACUCGUCCUCACCAUCCUGGACCGCGUCGUGGCGCGCUCCUUCCGCACCCUCGCGGCCCUCGUCCACGAACCGGGCGCGGCCGCCACACCCGAAGACCUCGCCCUCAUAACCGCCAUCCUGCAAGCCUGCCUUAGCGUGCCCGGCAUCGAGCAGUGUCAGCUUCAAGUGCUCAACAUCGCGUCGUCGCACGACAUCCUGCAGGUCGCCACUUCGCUCUUCUCGUGGUCCGACCGCCUCGCUGACAAGGGCGACCCCGUCUACGGCGAGCUGGCCCUGCUGCUCCUGGUCGAGCUGUCCGCGCUGCCGGCCGUCGCCGAGCAGUUCGCCUGCGACGGCCUCCUCGGCCACCUCACCUCGGCCAGCCUGGCCGGCUUCAUGCGCCGCGCCAACGUCUCGCCCUUCGCGGACAACCCGGGAGCCGCGCGCUGCUACGCCGUCUGGGCCAAGGGUGUCCUCCCGCUGCUGCUCAACGUGCUCGGCGCGCUCGGCGCCACCAUCGCGCCCGAGGUCGCCUUCGUGCUGAACCAGUUCCCCAACCUGCUGCGCGCGUCGGUCGAGCGCCUCGAAGCCCCCGGCUUCAACCGCACGGCAUCGGCGAGGGAGGAGGCGUCGGCGCCGCACUACGUCGCGCUCGUCGCCGUCGGCGAGGCCCACUCGCUCGCGCUGCUGACGCGCGUGCUGGCCGCGCUGCGCGCCAGCAACGCGCGCGACAUCCCCGAGGUCGCCUGGGACGCCGCCGCCGCGCUGGAGAACGUCGAGUUCUGGCUCGCCAGCAGGAAGCUGCUGCGCGAGCGGCUGCUGCCGCUCGGGCCGCGCGAGGUCGAGUGGCGCGGCACGCGCGCCGCCGGGGCCUCCGCCGCCGCUGCUGCUGCCGAGGGCGGCGCCGGGUGCGAGAAUCGCCUGGAGGAGAAGGUGGUCGCGCUGCUGGAGGGCAUCAGGGAUGUGUUGGCUGAGGAGGGGGAGUAA